UGACUCCAGCGACCAUCUAUGCAAAAUGCACUCAGUUUGUCAGCCAUCGCUAAUCUCAGUCAAAGUUCAGGUGCCGAGAAUGCGCACUUUACUGACAGUCGACAGCCAGACUAGACGCCGCCCUUCCACGCCGUAGCACUCCUGCACAGGAGCGACACGGACGUCAGGUUCGACUUCGAAAGACCGGUGACUGUUAUCGUCCGUGCCCCGUGCAGUCUUUCCCAGUCUUUGUACCACAUCCUUACCACACUUGCUCCCUCGCUUUCAGUCCAACCAACAUCACACGACUGCGACGAUUCCUAUAAAGUGCCUUCUCCUCCCCAUUUUGAGGGCAACACUGAGCCUUCGCUCAUCCCACAUUUUCAACUGCGAGUUCACCAUGUCCGCCAGUCCUCAGCCUGAACAGGACCCCUCUGUUCCCACUCCUGAGGCGCUGGCCUUGAUCAAGGAGACCGACAUCGUUUUUGGGCGCACCGUCGUUCCGGCCCCUUGCACAAACACCCCCGUGAGGCACGAUGGGCUGCGCUUCGAAUAUGCGGAGCACAGCUACACCGGCGACGCCAUCAUGCUCACUCUCGCCAACGGCUCGAGGGUCCCUGCGAGGAACUACCGGUUCACCUUGCGGAACGGCCUCUCCGUCACCUACGGGCAGAUCAACGGGCUUGCGGGAGACUUCUACGGGACGACGAACCCCAUCAGCGACGGCAGGACCCCGCAGGACCAGUCGACACGCUUCCUGGCGGCUUACAACAAGCUCGCAGAGCCGAGCUCUCGCCAGCCCCAGGAGGCCCGCGACAUCCUUGCCGUCCUGCAGACCGAGGUCGACGCCGUGAACGACGCGCUGCAGCACCACUCGGACCCUUCCAUCGCGUAUGCUAAGCUGCCUGGGGUGAAUACGAAGCUGGAGACACUGACGAUUGGCCGCCCAUCCGACUUCCCUAGCUACCUGGGACUGGCGCGUAUCAACUGGGAUCACUUCGGGCAGGAUGCUCGUACCACGUAUAACGCUGGUCAUUUGCUGGCCCUCCAGACCGCGGCGAAUGGCGAUCUUCUCAGGGCUUACACAAUCAACGCGUUUGCGGAUCACUUCCUCGAGGACUCCUUCUCUGCUGGCCAUCUUCGUACUCCCCGCAGGGGUCUACAUGGAACGGUGGACCUCUUCGCCGAUAUGUGCGCAAAGAUGAUGCACGAUGAGGACUGCGCGAUCGGCCUCUCUGUCAGAAACCCUUCCGGCCAGUCAUGGACCUGCUUCGGUGACAAGCGCGCGCUCGACAGGGACGGCGCUGAAAACCUGAGGCUUGCGAUAGCGGCCGUACAGGCGUCUGCCGAUGAGAUCUAUACCGCUUUUCGGACUGGAAGGGUUCCGGCCCAAAGCACCUAUCGGGCAUGGACCAUCGCGCCCACUCUCGCCUCCGCCCUCGGCACACAAGUUCUCUCGCCCCUCUUCAGGUACACGAAUUCGUCGCAGACUACUAUCGAGCGUCGUCGGGUGAUCACCAACCGCCGCAUCCGCGAGUUCACCACGAACUGGUGGUAUUGGUCUACGUACACUGAGAUCAACACCAGCGGCUGGUGGAACUUCCCCAUUCUCAUCGACGGACCACUUAGGGUCGUGCCGCACACGAGCAUCGCCGCUACGAAGCCUCGUAUCUGGAGCAGUCGCGUCUAUUACCAGAAUCCGGCGCGCGGCGUGCACGAGAGCCGGCACCUUGACGGAAGCUGGACCGGUGGUGUCAAUCAGCCCCGCUUGUGGGACGCGGCCCCGUUCACGCCUCUGGCGGCCGUCAACUGGGAUAAUGGCAAUCAGAUCCGCGUCUACUAUCUCAGCGAGGAGUUCCAGCUUCACGAGAUCUGCUUCGUCAAUGGCAGAUGGAUUCGCGGCGCACUGAAUGAUAUGAACUUUCAGUGCACUCACAACUCCUCCAUCGCUGCCUUCACAUACUUGGACAGGACAACGCGUCACAUACGUGUUUACUGUCAAGUCGAGGGUUCCAACCGGAUUCAGGAAAUCAGCCACAACGUGCGCUGGUCUCGAGGCGCAACUCUACCAGCUGCCCUCACCGGCUCCAGCAUCGCUGCCGUGGUCCAUCAGCUCCGCAACCAGUGGCGCUUUCGAGUUUAUUAUCAAACCGAGAGCUUGGAGAUCCGCGAGCAAUGCUUCAACAUGGGCGAAAACAAUAACAAUUGGUUUCCGGGCCGUUUCAACAGUGCGGGCAGGGUCCCAGGCCGCACCCAGAUUGGCGCGCUGUGCAACACCUGGCGCGAUAUCGAGCUGGAUAUCUACUGGCUGAACGCGAACGGCGAGAUCAUGCGCGCUACGCACGUCAACGGCACCACCUGGCGCAACACCACCGUCGUUCGUUCGCUGGCGCGCGGCGCGAGGUUCGUCCCCGAGCAGUGGGAUGGUGGAAGGCACAUUCGGCUGUACUACCAGGCGACGGACCACUCGGUGCGCGAGGUCACCAACAACAACGGCAACGUUGGCUGGGGCACGGGAAGCCAUAUUGCCCAGGCUUGAGCGGUUGAGAUGUGUUGUCCAACGUCGGUCUUGACAUGAGAAAGCCAUGCAUUGUGACAGAUGUAGCAUUGUAGGAACGUUCAUAACAAACAAUUGUAUAGUAUCGUUUGCUUCUGGAAUGCAAUCCCUUUCUUCGCGCA
Schizophyllum commune H4-8 is the source of this 2658-nucleotide messenger RNA. RefSeq names its product fucose-specific lectin. The record is from RefSeq and is a predicted model, not a curated record. Lineage: Eukaryota; Fungi; Basidiomycota; Agaricomycetes; Agaricales; Schizophyllaceae. Bases 380 to 2518 code for a protein of 712 amino acids. The transcript is spliced from 8 exons.